CUUGCUUGUGCUGCAGCGGAUGUUGUUGUUGUGUGGUGGUGGCCGGUGAAACUUCUGAUCCCUGUUUGAAGUUAUAUUUUUUUUCUACGUGUGCUUGUGCGCUUGUCAUUGGAGUUUUUCUCUCCGCGCUUCGUCUGGGCAGCGCAGCGUAGGGAACUGAUGAUGGCGGACUUUGAUGAGAUCUACGAGGAGGAAGAGGACGAGGACAGGGCCGUAGAGGAACAGCUGCUCAAGUACUCUCCGGACCCGGUGGUGGUGCGCGGAUCCGGCCACGUCACAGUGUUUGGACUUAGCAACAAAUUUGAGUCAGAGUUUCCCUCAUCAUUAACCGGAAAGGUUGCUCCAGAGGAGUUCAAAGCCAGCAUUAACAGGGUUAAUAGCUGCUUAAAAAAGAACCUUCCUGUCAAUGUGCGGUGGCUGCUUUGUGGCUGUCUUUGCUGCUGCUGCACUCUAGGCUGCAGUAUGUGGCCUGUCGUUUGUCUCACCAAAAGGACACGAAGAUCGAUCGAGAAAUUGUUAGACCGGGAAAAUAAUAGGUUAUACCACAAGCUGUGCUUGCACUGGAGGCUGAGCAAAAGGAAAUGUGAAAGAAAUAACAUGAUGGAAUAUGUCAUCCUAAUAGAAUUUUUACCGAAGACCCCAAUCUUCCGACCAGACUAGCGUUUGAUCUAUAUCAGAGACUCAUUUCAGUGUUUUCCUUCCAAUGGUGCCUUGCUUGGUACUGUUCUGAUGGUGAUAUAGAAAUGGUCUGACAAAACCUUGUGGUUUUGCCCUUUUGUGUUUUCAAUAGAACUGUUUACCACUUCCCAUCACUGCUUCCAAACCAUAGAUCCUGUUUUAUUCUCAAGUCUUACCCUGAUCAUCAUCUUGCUUUGUACUUGAACAGACCCUGAAACUGAAUAACCUAAAAGGAAACCGUUCUGCUUGCCUGAAACCUUGUACAAGUCAGCAGUUUGAUUUGUUUCAUCCUUGUAUAAUUCUGAUUGAAAAUAUUUUAAUGGGAAAACAUCUUGGUGUGUCCUUAUGUUUUCCAUCAUCUGUUAAACAUUCCCAUAGUUAAAUGUAUCUGUUUUCUACAUGCUAGCUUAUCUGACAUCAAAGAGCUCAUCUUUAUUUUAUAAUGAAAUCUUGUCAGCUGGUUCUGCAAAAGAUCUACCUUAUUCUUGGAAAUGUAAAUGAUUUUAUAUGGAAACAAAAUCAACAAAGGGUUUUGCAUGUUUAUGACCAUUGCUGAGGCUCAGGACCUUACAAUGCACUCUAGAAUGGAUAUCUUCUUUUUUCAGGUAGCUGCCAUAUUUAAUGGCUUUAAUUAUUUUGUUUGCCUUGUUUACUUUUUUGUAAAUGGGGGAGGGGGGUAAAAUAUCUUACAAAAACAGAUGUUUACUUUUUACCAGUAUAGUUUAGUGUAUAUACUGUAUAACAGUCAGCAGUACUGUCACACAUUGGUCUAUUGCUAAGCUCAAGUAUGUCAAGCAUUUUAUAUAUGUAAGAUAUAGUUAAAUAAUGUACCUUAAGGCAAAAACAGUACUGUAGAAUGUUUUUUUUGUUUUGUUUUGUUCUGGGGUUUUUUCCCCUAGAUAACAUAUGAACAAAUAUUUUUUCCCCCCCUCCAGUUUAGAUCAAUGUAUUUUUUCUUUUUUAUGUGUGGUAUUAACUUGGGUCAUGCCAGUAUUUAAUUUUUUUUUUUUUUUUUUUUUUUUUUUAAUGUAUUUUGUAACAAACACUAUCAGUUUUACUUAAAUGCUUUAAAUAUGAAUUAUGAAACACCUUAAUGUGGGGGAGAGUUGUAGCUAUAGCUUUUUAAAUGAUGGAUUAUUCAAAAAGGUCAAUCCAAUAAUCUUCAUUCACUGUAAUAGUUUUCAGUAAACAUUUCAACUAUUUAUGCAAAAAAAUGUCCUUUAUUGUUAUCCAGACUUUAAUACGUCUUGUUGAAAGAUGUUUUAUGCUUAUAGGAUGUCAUUGAUGUCAUUGAACUUUUUUUUUAAGCUUACUUCACAAACUUAUUUAAAUGAUUCAUAAACCCUACAUUGUGUUGGAUAACUUGGCCUAAAUUAUAGGAUAAUUGCUUUACUUUUAAUAUAUUUACUGGAUAGCUAUAUUCCGUUCUCCAGACAGUUUCCUGUGGCACUAGGGUUUGGUGCAUUUUACCUUGACAAACUUUGGUAUAUCAUUUCUCAAAUAGUGUUGCACCCCCAAGAGCAACUGCUGCGUGAAUUAUUAUAUACAUAUAAAUGUAGCAGUCUAGUGUUGGGGGAGCGACAUCAAUGUGGCAUUCUUGCUCUGAGGAUAUGCUAUAAAUAUUGCUUUACGACCAAAAUGUGUCCUAUUUACUAGAAGUCGUAAUGCAGUAAAUUGGUAUAAUGUGGUUAACAAAACCUUGAAUUUCUAAGAUUACGAUAUUUAAGUACUUCAACAUAAGCUCUACUGUAAUUAUGCUUUACAGUAUACUCCAGUGAAGCACCACACUGUUUUGGUUUAUGCAAACUUUAAAAUUUAAAAGAGAGGAACUCCAUUAAUCUUUGAGACCCUCUAAUGCAUAGAAAGUUUUGUUUUUAUUUUUUAUUUUUCACCCUAGCAAGUAUGAUACAUAUUAUACUGGAAUCCUAGUUUGAUGUACUGUAUUUGUUUUUUUUUCAUUGUGUUCUAGUUUAUCAAGGGACCUGGCCCAGGGAUGAAAUGCAUUGUUGUAUGGUUCUUUUAAGAUUAUUUAUGUUGUAUCACCGGUAAUAAAAUACAUUUUUCAGCAA
Messenger RNA from Polyodon spathula (Mississippi paddlefish), 2747 nucleotides. Its product is annotated as cysteine-rich hydrophobic domain-containing protein 2-like. The record is from RefSeq and is a predicted model, not a curated record. The transcript is spliced from 6 exons. NCBI's taxonomy places the organism in Eukaryota, Metazoa, Chordata, Actinopteri, Acipenseriformes, Polyodontidae. Bases 160 to 660 code for a protein of 166 amino acids.